This is a messenger RNA of Alternaria arbusti, 1386 nucleotides long. RefSeq lists its product as uncharacterized. Gene Ontology annotation, cellular component: membrane. Gene Ontology annotation, biological process: transmembrane transport. Lineage: Eukaryota; Fungi; Ascomycota; Dothideomycetes; Pleosporales; Pleosporaceae. Bases 1 to 1386 code for a protein of 461 amino acids. Gene Ontology annotation, molecular function: transmembrane transporter activity. The transcript has 6 exons. The record is from RefSeq and is a predicted model, not a curated record.
AUGGAGAAUCCGACAAUGAAACCAUCGAGUGUGCCAGACGAUAAGACCGUGGUGCUUAACGAUACAUACGGAACUCAUAUCGACCCGUACGCUGAGAAGAAGCUCCUUCGGAAAUGCGACCUUCGCGUUCUUCCGCCUCUCUUUGUUCUAUUUCUCCUAGCCUUUUUGGACCGUGUCAACAUUGGCAAUGCGAAGAUCCAAGGUUUGACCGAGGACUUGAACAUGACAGGCCCGUUGGCCUAUCGUUACAACCUCGCUUUAUCGAUAUUUUUUGUCCCCUAUGUCCUCUUUGAGGUACCGUCAAAUCUCAUCCUGAAAAAGAUGAAGCCUUCGACAUGGCUUAGCCUGAUCAUGAUAUGCUGGGGUUUGUUUCCUGGAUGCCUGUACCUGAUAUCGAUGUAUUACAAGCGUUACGAGCUUCAGUGGCGCAUCACCCUCUUCUUCAGCGCGAGCAUCAUCGCUGGAGCAUUCGGUGGCCUCCUUGCAUUCGCUAUUGCCAAGAUGGACGGCAUCGCAGGCUACGGAGGAUGGCGCUGGAUCUUCAUCAUCGAGGGUGCCGUCACCGUUGCAUUCGGUGUCAUCAUGUAUUUCUGGAUACCUGGGUGGCCCGAGAAAGCAGGAUUCUUGAACAUGGAAGAGAAGACCCUUCUCCUAGCACGCCUCAACGCCGACACGGGUGAUGCUGUCAUGGACAGAUUGGACAAGAAAGCUGCGAAGCGAAUCUUUUCAGACCCCAAGAUCUAUCUGGGGACUCUUGCAUACUUUGGAGUCGUCAAUACCGGCACUGCUGGUUCCAUCUUCACUCCAACUAUCGUCAAAGGACUCGGUUACACGUCUUCCGCCGCCCAAGUACGUUCGAUACCUAUAUUCAUCGUGGCAACCAUUGCAGCCGUGGCAGCAGCCUGGCUAAGCGAUCGCAUGCGCCAUCGCUAUUGGUUUUGCAUGUUCGGACUCGUCGUCGCAUCAAUUGGUUACAUCAUGCUUCUCGCCCAAGAGAACCUCCCAGCUGGCGUAAAGUACUUUGCCCUCUUUCUCGUCACACCUGGCGGUUUCAUUACUCAGCCCAUCGUGCUCGCCUGGAUGUCGAAUCUGGUGUCUGGACACUACAAGCGUUCGGUCAGCUCCGCUAUGCAAGUUGGAUUCGGUAACCUGGGAGGUGUCGUUGCGAGUAACAUCUUUCUGGAGAGCGAACUGCCAGGGUUUCGGACGGGAUAUGGGACCAGUCUGGGUUUGUUGUGGAUCUGUGCUGCGGCUUGCACCGGACUUUUGUUCUUAGUCAAAUGGGAGAACGCGAAGAGGGAGAGGGGCGAGAGGGAUGGAAGACUGCAAGAGGUGGAUGCUGACAAUCUAGGUGACGAUCAUCCGAUGUUCAGGCUUACGUCUUGA